Molecule: messenger RNA, 5504 nt
Organism: Epinephelus fuscoguttatus (brown-marbled grouper)
Lineage: Eukaryota; Metazoa; Chordata; Actinopteri; Perciformes; Serranidae
Product: inactive ubiquitin carboxyl-terminal hydrolase 53-like
Exons: 17
Coding region: 949-4071 (1040 amino acids)
Biological process (GO): response to auditory stimulus; protein deubiquitination; sensory perception of sound
Cellular component (GO): cell-cell junction
Molecular function (GO): cysteine-type deubiquitinase activity
Source: RefSeq, a predicted model, not a curated record
AUCUCAGCUCUGAAAACAUCUCUAAUCCAGUAUUUCAGGUGCCGAAGUCGACCGAGCGACCACAGCUCACUACCGCCGCGCAUCAGCGAACUGCUGCGGAACCGCACGCCUCUGGAAACCGGAAUAUAUCGCAAGUGGACGGACACGGCUGCUGUGUCAAAAGUGGGAUUUUUGAGAGACAAGAAUUCCCACAAAAGCAAGUGAGAGUGAAGUUUCGUGGUUUUGUGGUUGGUGUGUGAGUUUCCAGCGUGUGGCUGCGUCUUGAAGUGCAUUUUCAACCAGGCAGCGACUCCAACGGCUCCUCAGUCCCUCCCCCCGAAACUCAACCAAAAUACUUCAACUCUUGCCCUCACUGGAGGAUAUUACCGCACUUUGGUGUCAUUUUGCUUCUCUUAGCCCAGCCUUGUUUGCUGUCCAGCCAGGAUAAACCUUCACCAUGGAUAGAUCUCUGAGAGGGACAGUUGGCCACAGCUAAAUGCCUUCAAUAACAUCAUGACCAUGUGGCAGAUUUUGCUCACAGGGGUCCACAGUUCCUUCUAAAACUGUCAUGAAGCUUUGUGCAGAGCCGUCAAGACUACAUGAUGACUGAGGCACAUUGCUCCGUAAACAAACCGCAUCUCAUCAGACGUAUCAGACCGCUUAUCAUCAAAGGCUUCCCAAUACAAAGACUUGGGUUGUAAUUUCCCGUGUUGAUUUUUAAUCUUUUUUUUUUUCUUUUUUUUUUAAACUUUUGAAGUAGUGUACACAGUGAAAGCAUCUUCUACGUGGGCUGCAGACAUGGACUAGAAGCCCAUGUGUAGCAGGGCAGCUGCUGCAGCUCGUGGAAUAACUUAGCCCCAGACUGUUUGGGAGUCACUCCUUCAGGGGCAGAGGGAUUUGAUCCCAGCACCACUCUGCCCCGUCGCCGUCUGACUAUCCCACCUGUCUAAAGGCAGACCCCACUAUCCAAUGGCAUGGGUCAAGUUCUUCAGGAAGCCGGGGGGCAAUCUGGGGAAAUCGUACCAGCCGGGGAGCAUGCUGUCUCUGGCCCCGACCAAAGGACUGCUGAACGAGCCGGGCCAGAACAGCUGCUUCCUCAACAGUGCUGUGCAGGUACUAUGGCAGCUGGACAUCUUCAGACGCAGCUUGAGGCAGCUACCUGGACACUUCUGUCUGGGAGAAUCCUGCAUCUUUUGUGCAUUAAAGGGCAUUUUCUCCCAGUUCCAGCACAGUCGGGAGCGCGCCCUGCCCUCUGACAACCUACGUAACGCCUUGGCAGAGACCUUUAAGGACGAGCAGCGCUUCCAGCUGGGCUUCAUGGAUGAUGCCGCAGAGUGCUUUGAGAACAUACUGGAUAGGAUCCACCUGCACAUUGUGCCUGAGGAGACAGAAGACGCCUGCACUUCGAAGUCUUGCAUCACGCAUCAGAAGUUUGCAAUGUCACUUUAUGAGCAGUCUGUGUGCCGACACUGUGGGGCAUCCUCCGACCCACUGCCGUUUACAGAGCUGGUGCAUUAUGUCUCCAUCACCACACUCUGUCAACAGACGCUUCAGCGCAAAGAUGUGUCAUUCGGGGAGCUGUUACAAGUAGCAAGUACAAUAGGGGACCUUCGAAACUGUCCAAGCAACUGUGGCCAGAGGAUUAGGAUAAGACAGGUCCUCAUGAACUCCCCAGAAAUAGUUACCAUAGGCUUCGUGUGGGACUCUGACCAGUCCGACUUCACAGAGGAGCUUAUUCGCUCACUGGGGCCUCAUCUCAGUCUUUCUGCGCUCUUCUACAGGGUGACAGAUGAGCAUGCCAAAAAGGGAGAGCUGCAGCUCGUAGGGAUGAUCUGCUACUCCAGCCGCCACUACUGUGCCUUCGCCUUCCACACCAAGUCCUCCAAAUGGGUCUUUUUUGAUGAUGCCACAGUGAAGGAGAUUGGCUCCAGGUGGAAAGAUGUGGUCAGCAAAUGUAUCAAAGGUCACUUCCAGCCUCUCCUCCUCUUUUACUCCAAUCCGGAUGGGAGUGCUAUCACCCCAGAUGAUGCCUCAAGACAAAACAGCAGCCAGUCUCACUACAAGACCCCUGUCAAUGGAGACGUGCAAGGCAUUGAGUCUCCAGUUGUACCCCACAAGAAGCUGGACCUCACCAGGGAGAAUCUGAAUGCUCUGGCGGGCCAAGGUUCUUUCAAACAUAAGACCUCUUCGACCUUUAGCAGGACCAGUGCUCAGACCAGUGGAGGACGGGGACCAGUGAAAAUUGGCACCAACGAUCCCAGGAGUCGCUUCAGGGACAUUUCUCGAGAAGCCGCCCAGAGAGCAGGAGAGGUGCGUGGGAUGCAUCCAUCCAGAAAAGAGUCUGAUAGGAGCGGUCAACGGAGGCCGGAGUCACGCUACAGAGAUCCAGGUCAGGACAGGACCUACUCCCGCUCCGUCUCCCCUCCAGAGAAUGGCUUCAGAAAACACCUGGAGACUCGUCUGUACAGCAGCCAAGGAAAAGGUCCGACACGGACUGAGAGGACACCCCACCUUGGUGGACGGUCCUCACAUGAUCCUACUCGCUCUCUCUCGAGGGUCCAAGUGUUGCCCAAUGUGCCCAGUAUCAGCAGUGGUCAUCACAGCCGAAGAUUAGAACAACUCUCCAACGGUUAUGAUACUGACAGCAGCCAAGACUCCAGAGAGCGUCCCGGAAGUCGCAGCAGGUCCAGCCGCCCCUGGAAGCCCAUGCGGGAGGCUCUUAAUGUGGACAGUGUUAUAAGUGGCGUCGGUAAUACGGGAAGUCAAGAACGAAGGCAGCAUAGCCCCCGGAGGAGACCCAGUAGUCAGUCGCCCACCCGGGACCGAGAGCGAGACAGAGAUUUUACGUGGGGAGGCCGAGAAGAGCGCAAACCCAAGAGCCUAAUGACCAUCUAUGAGGAUGAGCAGAGACAUGAAACAGGUGGCAGCCGAAGCUCGCUGGACUCAGAUGGCCGCGGCGGCUACAGUGACAAGGACAGGUCAAAGGGCUCAGCAACUCUAAAAAUGCGGAAUGACAACUGGAAGAUCCAGCGAACUGAAUCUGGAUAUGAAAGUAGUGACAGACUAAGCAAUGGCUCAGCAAAUCUUGACUCACCUGUGGUAGAGAACCUUUCCUCUAAGGACCUGCGGCCAAUCCUUGAGCUGCAUCUGACGAGGGAUCACUUCCUUCCCAGAAGAAGUGAUGAUUUGAAGGCUGACAUGUUGCACUCGACAUUUUCCACUGGUGAACAAGGAAGACAAUCUCCAGAUCUGCAAGAUGCAGACAGCCUCUCUGGUCAGCCAGUACGAAGAAGAAGAGCCUUCCGAUACACUCCUGGGAUCUUGGAAAAGAACAACGGUCUGGACAGUGAACAUGAGGAAAACGUGGACGGCAGCCCCGUGAGCCCCGUGCCUCCUUACUUAGCAAAGACCAGCAGUUCUGAGUGGAACAGCUCAGAUGACCUCGCUGGACCUUUCUCUGAACAAGAGGAGACUGGCACCGUUGACCCUUUGUUGCACAACUAUCCCCCACCUUUACCCCCGAAAACUUUUGGCAACAGUUACGCUGACCCAUCUGACGUCCACUCCCAACCACCGGAGGUGCCAACCCGGACACUUUCCAACAGUGAACCCAAAAAUGGCUCGUCCCCACUAUCGCACACCACCCUCCGUCGGUGGAUCGAGACACCUGCCGAGCACAGGCUUUCGUCAGACGCCAGCUCCAAGUCGGGGUCGUCGGACCAGGACAGGAACGAUCUGUCGGCCAGCGAGAGUGACGAGAGGUUACCCAGUCCGAAGCCUGGGCACGAUGACGGUACAGACUCCCUUGGUCCGGCUGAUAUAGCUCUUCCCACCACUUACUUCUCUGUGGAUAGCUGUAUGACUGACACGUACCGGGCCAAAUACCACAGGAGGCCUGCCUUGUACAUGAAAGCAGAGGACCAUACGUCAUCAGGGGAGAGUGAUGUGGAAGGGAGGGGGCUCCCUUUGCCAGAUGUUCAGCCACCAGAGCUUUCCAAAAGCAGAUCAGAUGCAGGCUACCCGACCACAAAGACUACUGCAAAGUGGAACCCAGUUACUCCAAAAGGACUCGAUGAGCAUGGUUUCCUAUGAUUUAAUCAAAAGACCUUGUCUGAUCCGGCGACUGGAUGCCAAAAGGAACUGUUAGUAUGCAGUAUGACGUCUACACAGUUUGACUCCUUCUAACUGGGUUGUGUAUUAGCUUAUGUACUUGUCAUAACAGAGCGUUAGACAUGAAACUGGAUGCCAAAGAGAUUGUAAAAAGAAUGGCAGGUGUCCUUAAAUGCUAUCUUACUGUUUUUGGUAUGAGCUACUUAAAGCUUUGAAUGAAUUGUGAAUUUGCACAGUGAAGAGCACCAGAAAGGUACAGAGGAAUAAACAUGCCUAAAAUGCUUAGCUGUUGAUCAUGUUAGAACUUUCUGAGUUUAAAAGCGAAGGGAAAGGGUUACUAAAGAAUGUGUCACAAAAAGCCACUUUACCACACAAGAGAUUAAAAGAUUUCUUCUACAUGAAAAAAUAACCAAUUUCUUGCAGUUUGACUUCCUCUCACUCUGUGGAGUGCUUUUAUUUCUUUAUUUAACAACUCCUAUUUCAGUGUUAUCAGGUGUCUGCCCCAGUUCUUUCUACCAACCUUUCAGGCAUUUUUAAAGAACACAAGAGGUUCCAGGAAUAUUCAGAACACGUUUUUUGGUGUAGAUUUUGGAAAAUAUUGGGCACUCUUUUGGCAUGACUUAAAAAUGGAUCCCAAGGAUCCGUGUGAAUAUGAAGCUUCAGGACGCCCACAUAGAUUUUUGGCUGAUGAGACCUCUUUGCAGGGCUGUUAAGGCAGGGAAAUUCUUUUUGGUACAUGGAGUUUAUUGAUCUCUGCGAUUAACAGUCGCAAUUCUUUCUUUUGUCUCUCAAACUUCAACCAAAGGAGGUCUAAUACACCAGUUUAUCUCUGACCGCCAGUGUAAGUGUCCAGAUCACGGGUAGCUAUGUUUAAUUGAUUGCCGUUUGACUGAGAAGUAUGUGGCACAUAACUCGAGGCACAUCCCUAUCUCCUCACAUGCACACCUUCACACUUCCUUACAUAUUUACUGUGUUCUAUGUCUUUGCACUGUAUUUCUGUAUGAUUAUUUUUCUUCUCACACUCCGUACAGUCAUAAGCUUCCAUUAUUUUUGUCUUUACUCAGCUUUCCUUCCUGUUUCUUAAAACUAGUUCCUAUUAGCAGCAAGUCUGCACCGGUAGGACACGGACAUUUGAAAUUGCCAUCAAGAGAUAGACGAGGCGUUAUUGUUUCUGUCGAGGGGGUUAUUAACAGUCACAUGUUGUGAAUCUAAGUAGUGGACUGCUUUUUGGUUGGAAAUGUUUUAUAUAUGCAGCAGACUCUAAUGCACAGUGCCUUUUGUACUUUUCUAUGUCAUGACAAGUUUGAAUUGGAGCCAUGAUUUGUACAAUUCUUUGAUUUUAAAUAAUUUUUGUAACAUUUAAUUUUAUUUUUAUUGAUUAAUAAUUGUUGAAUAAACAAUUUUAUUUAACCAUA